Molecule: messenger RNA, 1731 nt
Organism: Ipomoea nil (Japanese morning glory)
Lineage: Eukaryota; Viridiplantae; Streptophyta; Magnoliopsida; Solanales; Convolvulaceae
Product: cytochrome P450 CYP82D47-like
Exons: 3
Coding region: 28-1650 (540 amino acids)
Biological process (GO): defense response to other organism
Molecular function (GO): monooxygenase activity; heme binding; iron ion binding
Source: RefSeq, a predicted model, not a curated record
UGCUUAGCAGAGACAUUCUGAACCGCCAUGUCUGACGCCUCUUCCAUAUCACAAACAUCCAUGGAUCAAAGAUUCCAACUUCUUCUAACUUUUGUAUCAACUCUCUGCGCCUUGAUUUUCUUGGCUCGUUACUUUCAGUCAAGGCGGAGACGGGUUUCUGACAUAAAAGGCCGGAGUUUGCCGCAACCGGACGGCGCUUUGCCGGUUAUCGGCCACCUUUUCUGCUUCGGCGGUGGCAAACUUACGUAUAAAGUCCUCGGCGCCAUGGCCGACAAGCAUGGACCGGCGAUGGCGAUAAAGCUCGGCAGCCAUAAAGCUCUGGUCAUAAGUAGUUGGGAAAUGGCGAGGGAGUGUUACACCACUCACGACAAGGCAUUCUGCGACCGUCCGAGAAUAGCCGCCUCUAAGUUUCUCGGCUAUGAUUAUGCUUUCUUCGGCGUCGCUCCUUACGGGGAAUAUUGGCGAGAAAUGCGCAAGAUUGUCACUCUCCAUCUUCUCUCUAACCGGCAAGUUGAGAUGCUGAAUCCCAUAAGAACAUCAGAACUGGAGACUUCCAUUAGAGAGCUGUAUGAGUUGUGGGUUAGCAAUGGAAAUCCUGAGCGUGGUUUCAUUAUGGCGGAUUUGCGGCCCUGGUUUGGAAACCUGAUCCGGAACAUGUCGGUGAGGAUGGUCGGAGGGAAGAGGCUCACCGGAGACGGCGUGGAUUGCAACAAGGAAGAGGCAAGAAGGUGCGAGAAAGUGAUCAAAGAAUUCCUCUACUUCUUUGGCGUGUUUGUGUUGUCUGAUUCUUUCCCUUUUCUUGAGUGGCUGGACUUGCAAGGGCACAAGAAAUCGAUGAAGAGAAUCGCGAAAGAGCUCGACAACCUCGUAGCAGGGUGGUUGGAGGAACAUAAGAAGAGGAGGAUGUCCGAGGAGGGCAUGGGACCACAGGAUUUCAUGGAUGUAAUGAUUGAAAUCAUGGAAGACGAUGCACAAAUUUCUGGGUUUGAUGCAGAUACCAUAAUCAAGGCAACAUGUUUGAAUAUGUUAGUAGCAGGAAGUGAUGGAAUAACUGAGACUCUAACUUGGGCACUAUCUUUGCUAUUGAACAAUCGCGCUAUGUUUGAUAAGGUUCAAGAGGAACUGGACAUUCAGGUUGGAAGAAAUAGAAAUGUGGAUGAAUCUGAUAUAAAGAAUCUAGUUUUUCUCCAAGCUGUGAUCAAAGAAACAUUGCGUCUAUACCCUCCUGGUCCAGUCAAUGCUUUGCGUUCUUCGCUCAAGGACUGCACCUUGUCACAAGGUUACCACGUGCCAGUCGGUACUAGAUUGAUGGUAAACAUUUGGAAGAUUCAUCACGAUGAAAACAUAUGGCCCGAGCCAUAUGAGUUCCGCCCAGAGAGAUUCUUGACAACCCAUAAAGACAUUGAUGUUAGGGGACAACAUUUUGAACUCAUUCCUUUUGGAUCUGGGAGGAGAUUUUGCCCUGGGAUACAACUCUCUUUGCAGACCUUGCAUCUUUGUCUAGCCACCUUGCUACAUUGCUUUGAUUUCACACUCCCAUCCAAUGAAAAAAUAGACAUGAGUGAGAGUGUAGGGUUCAUAAAUGCGAAAGCCACUCCUCUUAAGGUGUGUCUUACACCGCGUCUUAAGUCUACUCUGUUUGAGCAUUAGCUUAAUCUUUUAUUCAUGUAUCAGUUUUCAAAUGUUGUGUUUAAUCUAUAUGAAAUACCAAAGUAUGUAGACAUUGUGGUU